Porites evermanni is the source of this 2208-nucleotide messenger RNA. The record is from the annotation of a GenBank genome assembly. NCBI's taxonomy places the organism in Eukaryota, Metazoa, Cnidaria, Anthozoa, Scleractinia, Poritidae.
AAAAGCACCUGCAUGAUUUUUUUUUUAACUUCCUUUUUUGAGACAAAAUUUUACCGUACCUAUCAGUCUCAAUAGCUAAGGGGACUUAGAAUCGUAUUCCUCAUCAAAUCUGUUUCGAAUGAAAGAAGAGUGACAAGUACAAUAUUUGUCUGCUCUAAUAUUGGGAAGGAAGAAAGCGUCGUUACUUCAGGUAAGGGUAUAUUUCCUGAAUCUCCUCCCCCUACAAUUGCUUGAUAUGAAAAGAUAAAAAAAUACGACUUCUUUGCAGUACUCCGAUAACGACAAGUCUUUUCUAGUUUUCUUCUCCGACUAAUCAUUGAUCGAGAAAUGUUUCGCUAUACUUUAAUGCCUCCUCAGAUCAUAUAUCUGAUGCUAUUAUGAUCACAACCGGACUGUUCAUGUCACUCCUUUUGGCAGUAAUAAGGAGUUAUUCUGGUAUGUUUGUUUAUUUGUUCUUUUACUAAUUAGUCAUUUUCAUUUUUAAAAUUAUAUAGUAACUGAGUAGCUUCUCACGCGCUGUUUGCUUAUAAAAGCAAUGGGCGAUGAGAGUAUUUUUUUAAGCUUUCGUAUUAUGUGAAGAAUAUAUACCAAGCCUCAUUCAAUCAUUGUUAAACAGCUUUAGAUAUCAACUAAUUACAUUGCUCAAAACACCAAGAUCGCUGACUGUGAAUAUGCUAAUAAAAUAAGUACUAGUUUCGGUUUUUGUGAUUUCGGAAUUAUCUCAGUCUUGGUAAGUGUAAGUAAUAAUAAUAAAUAAUUUUACUUGCCUUAAAUUAAAAAUAAUUACAAAUAAUAUUUGUAACUAUUUAAGCUAUUUUCUAUUUUCACAGCGGGCUGAAAGUAAAAAACUAAAAUGAUAAAAGAAGGGAAAGAAAAAAAGUAAGAAACUAAAUUAAAAGGAAAAAGACGCUAACCUAAUGAUCAUGAGUCAGUGAAACAGUACAGCAGUACAAGUGUAAGUGAUGAGACUUACCAAGACCUUGAUUCCGGAUAUCACAAUAACCUCAUCCAAUAAUUGUUCAUUUAUUUAUUAUACAUCGAAGUUAUUUCUACGUCUGUGAUUGGCCCAAAUCCCACAGUUAUUUCUUCAUAACCAGCUAGCGUUGACCAGAUGUAGAAGAUGUUUGCGAUAUUCGGAAAAGUGACUUCAAUAGUACGUAGUAAUCGCCAGAAAAGGAACGGCAACCGAGAAGCCCUAGGAAGAGUUUGCGUUGUUUUCGUAGAGCUUAUAAAUAAUAAAACCCUAUAAAAUGGAGGGACAUUUCACACAUUUCGCGAAGAAGAAAUAGCCGAACUACCACCUAAAAACAUAGCAAGAAUUAUGCGAGAAUACAACUAAACUGAUGACAUCUACUAUUGAAAGAAUAUCUGCCAGACUAAUGAAACAUUCUUCUGUACCCCGAACUUGUCGAGAAACAGGCAAAUGAAGACAGGCACUUAACAUGUACAUCGAUCGAGUUAAGCUCUUUUAGUUUGUUUUAAAAGCUUUUUGUAAAUGAUAAAGGAAUUAUUUUGAAGGAACAAUAAAACGAUUAUUGGAUUUGGUAUUAGUGAUAAUUCUUAAGAUCGUGAAAGGUUUGAAUCCAGGAGUCAUUUCAAAAGUAGGUUGAGUUUGGUCGCCCAGGUGAACGUAGUCCUGAAUAGGACAGUUGUUGUUGACAGUCAUACUUUUGAAUUCUUAAGAUCAUACUCAGCCUCAUCCAGCAAUUUUUCAUUACUGUUUAAGUCACAAGGGUCACAGAUGCCUCAAUUUUAUCCUUUUUAGCUUUGGAAUGCCCUGAAAAGUGGAGCGAAUUUGAAGGCUUUUGCUACAAGGUUAUGGAUAGGUUAGGUUAUCCGCGGAGAUUUGCCUGGUCAACAGCUUUAAGAGGGUGUAUUGGGUUUGGAGGAGACCUGGUAAGCAUAUCCAAUGAAAAAGAAAAGAAGUUUGUUCAUAACUUGUCUUUCAAGGACACAGACCGCACUUCUGUGUGGAUUGGGUUGGCGUUUCGGCAUCAAACGGGCGGAUAUGUAUGGAACAAUGGAGAAUUAUUUAACAGUUCUGUUUCCGUCGAGUGGAUCGGCAACAUGUCAAGACGUUUUUAUGAAAAUAAAUGCGUCGAAAUCUUGAAAAACGGCUGGAAACUCUCGAAAUGUUGCAAGGAAAACGAAUAUUUCAUCUGUGAGAGACCCAAAGGUGAGUUGUUCCUGUUGGGAACUUGGCAUUAA